AUGGAUUUUCCACAUGUUUUCGAACUAUUUCAUCGAUUUUCGACAUUCAUCAAAAUAUCAACAGAAUUCCUCAACAUAGGAACUCUUAAAGCAGCAACAGAAAUAAAGAUGAUUGAUCUAAGACAUCGAUAA
This is a messenger RNA of Chironomus riparius, 132 nucleotides long. Lineage: Eukaryota; Metazoa; Arthropoda; Insecta; Diptera; Chironomidae. The record is from the annotation of a GenBank genome assembly.